UGUAAAUAACAGGUGAAGAGAGCCUUUUUACUUUCAUAAAAUCAUGAUUUUCAUUCUCUACACAAGGCAGAGAGAUGGGAGGCGAAUACCAUUCAGGCCCAGGCAAUUGACGGAGAUUCGAAUGACAGCCACUGUCCCGGGCUUUGCCGAUCGACCCAUACAUCAUCGAUCAAGAAAGUAACUUGCGUCAAUAAUAUUGUUACGCCCUAUCCAACUUUCAAUUAUCUAUCUACCUGCCGAAAAGAAGAAAAAAAAAUCACAUUUUCGAUUGUCGAGCCACCGAUGACGGGCUCCCGAACAAGCAGCUUAGCGGAAUCGCGCUUGGCUGUCGGCUCACCAAACUCAGACUUGGCGCCGAGCCCCACUUCGACAAAGCACAUGGCCCCUCAUGAUCAGGCAGUUUCCACUGCAUCAAAACCUUGCUCCGAAUCUCGACACACUUCCUCUUCCACAUUUUCCUCCCCCCGCACGACGGCUGUUCAUCGUCUACAAAAGUCUCAGGCAAUCGCCCUGGACGUGGAGAGUCUUAAAGCAGCCGCUGACAACAACCUGACCAUGGCGUCGGUUGUUUCGCCAGCAGCAUCACUGGCCCCAGCAGGGCCACCAAAGUCAGUCACGAGUAAGGAGUGGGUUAUUCCACCAAGGCCGAAGCCAGGUCGCAAGCCCGCUACGGACACGCCACCUACCAAACGCAAGGCUCAAAAUCGGGCUGCGCAGAGGGCUUUCCGUGAAAGGAGAGCCGCGAGGGUUGGCGAAUUGGAGGAACAGCUCGAGGAGCAGACAGAAGAGCAUCAACGUGAGCAACAGUUAUUAAAGGACCGCAUCCACUCUCUCGAGCUCGAGGCACAGACACUCAAAACAAGAUGUCAGGUCUUGGAAAACAUGCUCGAGAGAGAGCGGUUUGAACGCAGGAAGUGGAGCGAGGAUACUUCGCGGAAUUCAAUCUCCAGACGUGGAAGCGUCACACUUUUGCCGGCACAUAAUCCGUCACUUACGGGGCCUCUGUUUCCCAGCGCCGGAGCCAGUCAGUAUCACGGCCGAAGCUAUGAAGAGCAAGGACACCAUAUGGCAACCUCGCCAGUGUCCGGACCGAGGAGCCAAAACCACUCGUUCUCCAUCUCACAAAUUAUCUCGCCGCCAGAGGAGGCUGUAUCCAUUGCGCCGGCAUCACUGUCGUGCGGCUCAUGCGGCCCCACGGGGUCAUGCGCAUGUGCAGAGGAGGUUCUCGCUGCUACUGUAGGAUGCGGCAACUGCUCACUAGGCACAAAGUGCGAGUGUCUCGAGGCAACUGUAGAGAUGGCAAUGGGAUCUUCGGAUCUUAAAAGGCCUCAUCGCCCAGACUCGCCAUCAUCCACUGGCCCGGAGCCAGAGGAGAAGCGGCAGCGAUCUGAUACGGUUAUGGAGACCGACUUUACUUCCUAUUUUACCAACAAAAAGUCGAAUACUGAGCCCAAUCCAGCGCCGCGUUCCUUCCUCCCUCCACCAGUUCAAUCCAUCCCGCCGAGGGACUCUUGUGGCUUUUGUACCGAGGGGACCUACUGUGUCUGCGCUGAUGCGAUGAAUCCCAUCGUGUCUACCACACCAAACCUCACUGCUCCAAUUCCUGCAUCCAACCCAACGCGGCAGAUUCAGACGCCGCCACCAUCUGAAACAGACGUCAUGCCACCGCCAAUGGAAGUGACUGCAACUGGUGCUAUCAAGCUUCCCAGCUUCGAGUCCAUCCGCUAUGCCAAGGCGGCGGCGGCAAAGUCGUCAUCAUCAUCGUCAUCAUCAUGCGGACCGGGGGGUCCAGGAACCUGUGCGCAGUGUAUCGCUGACCCCAAGUCCGGAUUAUUCUGUCGCUCUUUGGCCGCCAGCCUGGAAAAAAGCGGCCAGUCGUCGUCGGGUGGAUGCUGCGGCGGUGGUGGACCUGGCGGCUGCUGCAAGCAACAGCCAGCCAAGACCAGCAAGCCAAAUGGCGAGCGCAUUGGCCUAAGCCUUUCAUGUGCUGACACAUACAAGACGCUUUCUAGCCACAAGGCUUUCGGUCAGGCAACCGAUGACCUCGCUACAUGGCUCCCUCUCUUGAAAGCCGCACCAAAACCCCAACCCAUGGAGCCUGGGAACAGCGCUACGGCGCCGAGACCUGCCAUGGACGUUGAGGCCGCCAGCAUUAUGAGCGUACUCAAAGGGUUUGAUGUCAGGUUUGGAUCUGGCAAUUGAAGUCUGAGUCUGUCUGGGCUCGACGACCGAAAAGCAAAGCUCUUUGAAAAAAGGGCACAUUGCCUGCUAUGAAACUGUCUCCUAUGGAGCUGACAGGAUCAAUGCCGACAAAAGGGCUAUGCGGCCCACCGCAGCGACCUGGAACAAUUGUUACAUUGGUCCUCGGCCAUCGGUCAAGCACAACAGCGACUUGUGCGGACCGCUUGAUCGGAAGCAACUAGUUCUAGUCAAAAUCCUGAAGCCACUGAUGUGGCGGCCGAGAAGGCCAAUCAAUAUCUGCAGCUUUGGCUGCGCACGCCUCCACGUCAUAGAAGGCGAAUGAAUAUGGGAAAUAUGUGUGUUGGAAUGUUUCAUUGCAUUGGGACCUGGAGACAUUGUUAGGUGCUUCACGUUCAACAAAGCAAGAAAUAAAAGUAGUGUUGCUGUAAAUAGACACUGCAUUUGGGGAGGAUCGGUCGCACGCAUAGAUGUACAGAGCGUGUUUUUGUAAAGUGCAUCAUUGCAGCUUGGCUGCUGCUGGUCACGAGAAGGCGUUUGGUGUUUGGCAGUACAGUUUAUACUACGAAAGAAAGAAAAAGAGGAUUGGUUGGAUGAUUAACCGUAUUCUCUUUGCAGAUGUGCAUCGUAGGUUGUGUUGCUUGCAUUUGAUUUUAAUAUAUUUGUCCACGUUCUGCAGGUUUGAGGCCAACGUUGGAAUUUCUCCAGCCUCUUCCUUGACCGCGUUAUUGGC
This is a messenger RNA of Pyricularia oryzae 70-15, 2932 nucleotides long. Its product is annotated as bZIP transcription factor HapX. The coding region runs from base 283 to 2202 and encodes 639 amino acids. The record is from RefSeq and is a predicted model, not a curated record. Gene Ontology annotation, cellular component: RNA polymerase II transcription regulator complex; nucleus. Gene Ontology annotation, molecular function: transcription cis-regulatory region binding; DNA-binding transcription activator activity, RNA polymerase II-specific. The transcript is spliced from 2 exons. Lineage: Eukaryota; Fungi; Ascomycota; Sordariomycetes; Magnaporthales; Pyriculariaceae.